Ananas comosus (pineapple) is the source of this 4920-nucleotide messenger RNA. RefSeq names its product titin homolog. The transcript has 8 exons. The coding region runs from base 466 to 4860 and encodes 1464 amino acids. Lineage: Eukaryota; Viridiplantae; Streptophyta; Magnoliopsida; Poales; Bromeliaceae. The record is from RefSeq and is a predicted model, not a curated record.
GAGCUUUAAAUAGCUGCUCUUAUCUCCUCCUAUCUUUUUCCUUAAAUGGUGAUUAGCAAGCAUUUAAUAAAAACCCGAAAUAAAACAGCGGAAAUAAUAAUAGGAAAUCGCGUUCGGGGGAUGAUUCUUUGAACAAUACCCUCUCUUGCUCCUCCGCAUUUUCAAAAUUUAGAUCCGCAGGCCUCUCCCUUCCCGAUUUGAUAAAUCUCUCCCUCUCGUCUCUCUCUCGAUCCCAAAUCCCUAAGAUCAAUCUUCGAGGGAGGAGGAGGAGGAGGAGUAGGAGGGGGGGGCGGACAGAGAGAGAGGAUCGCAAUCUCAGGUGCAUUGGGCGCUCGUGAUACGGACGACGCGGUUGGCGUGAUCCGGGCGAUCCGAUCUGGAAUUCGGGAUCUCUGAGGCGGCGCCGCUGAUCUUGUACCGCGGAAGGUGGUAGGGUAGGGUUGUCGUUUGAUCCUUGUGGGAGCAAUGACGGCGGAGGCUAGCGAGUAUGGUGGCCCUUCGAAGGUGGAAUUGGAGGCGGAGGAGGGGUUCAGUGCGGAGUCGGAGGAGAAGGAUUUUAAGAAGGGCGACGGCAUUGCGGCUAAGGAGAGGGCGGAGGACCCGAUCGGGGGUUCUUUCAUGAUCGUCAAUGGCGAUUCGGCCAUUGUGUCGGAGGAGGACCUUGAUCGGGAGGGGACAGUGGAUCCGGGAAAUGGUGAUGCCAUUGCCCUCCCCUGUGAAGGGAACGCAACUCCCGACAUAAAUGAGAAGGCCAUUGUAGGGGAGGAGGAGGCUGCAGAUCAUGCCGUGGGCGAAGGGAAGGAGGAAGAGAUGGAACCCCCUCCUAGACUGGACGAGGAAUCUUGUAGUGAGAAUCUUGGUCCUGACGUGAAUGCUGAGACUCUUUUGACAAAUUCUGAAAAUAAGAUUGAUGCCUGUAAUAAGGAACAAGAGGAAAAGCGACCAGCAACAGGCGCUCUUUUGGGGAAUUCUGAAAACGAGGCCCAUGCCUUUAAUAAAGAAGAUGAAGAAAAGAGACCAGAAACAGAUGCUAUAGAAGAAGAAAACAAGGAAGAUCAAUUCGAGAGUGCUGAAAACAGGGAAUUAAGCGAGGAGCAAUGCGAGGAUAAGGAAGCAUUUGACAACAAGAAUAAAGCGGAGGCCGAUGAGGAGGAGGAGAUGCUGGAUAAAAAAGUCUGCUCGGAUGUUGCGGAUGAUCAUAAUAGCAAGGUGAGCACUGAUGAUGGUGUGGCCGAUGUGAGGGUGGAGUCUGAUUCAAUCACAGGAGACGCCAAGGAAGCAGAUACUAUAGAAGAAGAAAGCAAGGAGGAUCAAUUCGAGAGCGCUGAAAACAGGGAAUUAAACGAGGAGCAAUGCGAGGAUAAGGAAGUAUUUGACAACGAGAAUAAAGAGGAGGCCAAUGAGGAGGAGGAGAUGCUGGAUAAAAAAGUCUGCUCGGAUGUUGCGGAUGAUCAUAAUAGCAAGGUAAGCACUGACGAUGGUGUGGCUGAUGUGAUGGUGGAGUCUGAUUCUUUGAUUGAAUCAGGAGACGCCAAGGAAGCAGAUACUAUAGAAGAAGAAAGCAAGGAAGAUCAAUUCAAGAGUGCUGAAAACAGGGAAUUACGUGAGGAGCAAUGCGAGGAUAAGGAAGCAUUUGACAAUGAGAAUAGAGAGGAGGCUAAUGAGGAGGAGGAGAUGCUGGAUAAAAAAGUCUGCUCUGAUGUUGCAAAUGAUCAUAAUAGCAAGGUAAACAUUGACGAUGGUGUGGCCGAUGUGAGGGUGGAGUCUGAUUCUUUGAUUGAACCAGGAGACACCAAGGAGGCCGAUUCUCAAGUUGCUGUUGAACUUGAAGCUAACCUAGGUAAUGAUGCAUUAAAGGAGACCAGUGAGGAAGUGGAGUUUCUAUCAACUGUUAAAGAGAUGGAAGAGUCUGGAGCUCUGGCUGCAGAGAUCGGCCAUCCUGUGGAACCGGACGCACUCACUGAAGCAGCAGAUCACCCAGAAUCAGCUACACCUGAUGUUGUUACUGGUGCCACAGUGGCCGAUAAACAAUCAGAAGAAGGAACUGCUUUGGUAGCAGAGGAACCUGGGCAAGUUUGUGAGGAGUCGGAGGAACAUAAAGAGUCAGAAUUCGUUGCUCAUGUAGAAGAAAAACAGGGUUCGGAAACAUUCAAAAACAAAGUAGAGGAUCAGCCGGUUUCAAAUUCUGCUGUUGAUGUUGAAAAGAGACCGGAUCUUCUUGAGUUGAGCAGCCAAGCUCAGUUAGAAUCAACUACUGAAGGAGAAGAAAAGAACUCUGAAAACAUGGUAACAAAGACCAUGACACCGGAGUCUCAUUACACUAGACAGGAGGAAUCAAGGUCCUUAACUGUAGUUCAUAAUGUGAAACCAGAUGAAUGCUCUGCUGAGUCUGUGACUCUUCCUGAAGUUGAAGUUGAAAAACUUUUACCAACAAAAGAUGGAAGCGAAUCUCUUCACACAGCCAUCUCUACUACCGUCACAAAUGAAGCUGAAAGUAGUAAUGUUUUAAAUACCGGUGAAGAAGUUACCAGUUGUGAUGAUAGCAAUGCAAAUGGCACUGUUGUUACUGGUCAUUCAGAAAGUCUUGGCAGCUCCAAAGUGUCGCAUAGCGAUCAAGAGGAAUUACUGAUAGAAGUGUCCGACAAUACUGACGACAAGCUAGUCCAAGAAGCUGCCUAUGAUGACAAAGCUUCUUCAGAGAGUGCAACUCAUCUUGUGUCUGCAGCUGAUGGGCCUUUGCCAUCGGGUCAUGAUUUGGAUUCAGAAAUUGUAGAAGAACCUGUCAAAAAUGAUACUGGAGGGGAGACAUUGUACAUUGGAAGCAUGAAAACAGUCGUUUCUUUUGCUCAUAAUGAUACUGCUCAGGAAAAUAAAGUUUGUGGUAGCACCGUAGAUACCAAUAAGGAUGCAGCUUUCCAUCAGAUUCCCAAUUCAGAGAUGCAGUCAAGUUCCGGAAAUGUUAUGCCGGAAACUGUAAAAGCUACAGUAGGUUCUGUCGAAGGUGAUGCGUCUAUAAAUAAGGAGAAUGACGAAGAAUCAGUGCAAGAAGAGGCUGAACCGGUUGAGGAAUCACAGACCUCACGGGAGGAUCCUAAUGGCUGGGCUACAGAGGGAGGUAAGAUCGACCUAGUGCCAAAAAGGCAAGCAUGUUAUAUAAUCAAAGUUCCCCGAUUUAUCAACGAUGAGCUAUGGACGCGUAUACAAGAGGCUCAAAUACAACUGGAUGAGAAGACACAGAGCCGGGACUCCAUUCGAGUUGCAAUCCAAAAGAAGAAGAUGGUUACUAAUGAACUAUGGGAGAAGUUAGAAGCUGCGAGAACGGAUGAGAGAGCUGCAAGAUCUGUUCAGAAUGCUAAGCGACGAGAAAUAAACAAUCUUCAGUCAACGAUGAGUAAACUAAAAAAGGCAACCUCUGUUGAGGAUAUUGAUGAAUUGAUUCAAUCAAAGGAGCAAAGUUUACAACAUGAGACUAUGACUCUGAAGCAAGAAAAGCUUCUCAUCCAGGAGAUCAAAGAAUUGAAAGCCCAACGGAAGCAGCUGUCAUCAAGCAUGGCCCCAAAAGCAGAAUUAGAUGAAGCAUUUGACCACAAAGAUCAGAUUGUCGAACGCCUUGGGGUUUUGAGGAAAGAGUUAGAGUCCCUUGGAAGCGAUGUUUCACGAGCUGAAACAAAUACAAAGGCAGCUCAAAAGGAUUAUGACGAUAAACAGCAAGAGCUAAAAGUGCUGCAAGAGCAAUUCAAAGCUGCUGAUGAGGUCCGUCAAAAGGCAUAUGGACAUUGGCGUGAUCUUAAAAAUGAGUCAAUUAGGAAGAGCAAGUACUUUUUCACGUACAAAGAUGAUAUAAAGAUUACGGCGAACUAUAAAACUUCAGGGGACAAAGAGGCACUUCGAAAUUACUGCAAUAAACAGGUGGAAAGAAUUAUGGAGCUAUGGAACAACAAUGAGGAUUUCCGCAAGCACUACAUUGAAUCCAACAAGAACAGUACAUUGAGGAGACUGAGGACUCUCGAUGGAAGAUCACUUGGCCCGGAUGAAGAGCCACCCAUAUUGCAAACAAACCUCAAUAAUAAGCUGAGCUUGGCUUCACCAUUGGUAGUUUCAAAAUCAUCUGCACCUAGGGUGGUUUCAGAAGAAAAGGCAGUGAGUUCUGCUGCCAGAGAGGAUCCAUUCCCGGCCUUGCAAGCUGGAAAAGCUAGUCAACCUGUGAAAUCCAAUAAAACCACUAAAUCUGCUGUGAACGAAGCAGUUGCAGUCACAGUUUCUGAAAGAGGUGAAGCGGAAGAUGCUGAGGUAGAAAAAGCUCGUAAAAAGGAGGAACAGGAGCGAGCUAGGAAAGAACAGGAGAGAGAAGAGGAGAUAAGAAGGGAAAUGGCUGCAGCUGAGAAAGAAAGGUGCCGUCUGGAGCAAAAGGUGAAAGCCAAAGAAGCUGAAGAGAGGAAGAAACGGCUGACACAAAGAGCCCAAGCACGAGCCGAAAGCCGGGCAGUCAAGGAAGCUGAGCUCAAAGAUAAGAAGAGAGCAAAGAAAGAGAAAAAGAAAGCUUCAGUGAAUGGAGAGGCUGCAAGCGGAGUUAGUGAGAAUGAUACUGUGUCCACUGCUGACAUGACGACUACCCCUGAGAUCAUCUGUGAAGCUGAGGUCCAAGCAGCAACACCUCCAAGAAGGCCUUUGAGAGCUGCUGUAGUACUAAAGCAGCACAAUAAGGCUCAGCCCAUUCCAGCUGCCCUGCGUAACAAGGGUAGGAGGAAGAUGCUGCGCUCCUGGAUGUGGGCCAUUUUACCGUGCCUGUUGGUUCUCGCGCUGUUCCUGGCUGGAAACUACAUCUCUUUCUCUUUUGGCCAUAUCAAAUUCGGAAAUUAGUUAUAUACUUACAGGUAUUUAGUAUUUAUUUAUAAGUUCAGGCCUAUACAGGCUACUUUU